Vitis riparia (riverbank grape) is the source of this 2127-nucleotide messenger RNA. Its product is annotated as D-2-hydroxyglutarate dehydrogenase, mitochondrial. NCBI's taxonomy places the organism in Eukaryota, Viridiplantae, Streptophyta, Magnoliopsida, Vitales, Vitaceae. The transcript has 15 exons. Bases 72 to 1862 code for a protein of 596 amino acids. Gene Ontology annotation, cellular component: mitochondrion. Gene Ontology annotation, molecular function: FAD binding; catalytic activity. The record is from RefSeq and is a predicted model, not a curated record.
CCGAGGCAUGCUACCUCCCUCGGCACCAUAGAAUUUUCCAUAUAUAUAUAUAUAUAUUUCGUUUUACAUGUAUGCUCACCAGUCGCCAGUUCCCAAUCAAUUUCAGAACCACCGACAAAAUGAGAACGGAAAUGUGGAGAGCCGCUCAUCGACUUAUCAGCCAUCGUUCCAAGAACCUCUGUGAUCCUCGGUGGAACCCUAAUUUUCACAAUGCAAUUCACAGCUACUCUUCUGGGUUUACAUAUAAUUUUGGUAGAACCUGUAAGCCAUUUAACCCAUAUCUUAGACGUCAGGGGAGCGAUGUUCAGAUAUGUAUCUAUCCCACAAGAGAUUACAUUGAAAAUCUUCAUGGCUCUACUGAACUGUGUUAUGGAAAAUCUUUCAGAAUCCAGAACAGAUUUUAUGGUUCAGCCACUACAAAAAUACAGAGGAACCCCAUCUUUUCAACAAUAAAUUCUGAUGAUAUUAAUCAUUUUAGGGAGAUACUAGGAGAGAAAAAUGUUAUUCAGGAUGAAGAUAGGCUGUCUGCUGCAAAUAUGGAUUGGCUGGGGAAAUACAAAGGCUCAAGUAAGCUUCUGCUUCAACCUAGGAGCACUAAGGAGGUCUCUCAAAUCCUCAAAUAUUGUAAUUCCAGAUGUUUGGCUGUUGUUCCCCAAGGUGGAAAUACUGGUCUUGUAGGUGGAAGUGUUCCUGUUUUUGAUGAGGUGAUUAUUAAUAUUGGCUCAAUGAAUAACAUCAUAUCUUUUGACAAGGUCAGUAGUAUACUGGUAUGCGAAGCAGGAUGCAUAUUGGAAAACCUGAUUUCUUUCUUGGAUAAUCAAGGAUUUAUUAUGCCACUAGACUUAGGUGCAAAAGGAAGCUGCCAAAUUGGUGGAAAUAUUUCAACUAAUGCUGGAGGCCUGCGCUUGGUUCGUUAUGGAUCACUUCAUGGGAAUGUUCUCGGUCUUGAAGCUGUGUUAGCAAAUGGCACUGUGCUCGACAUGCUUGGGACUUUACGAAAAGAUAAUACUGGUUAUGACCUAAAGCAUUUGUUUAUAGGAAGUGAAGGAUCCUUAGGAGUUGUAACUAAAGUUUCCAUACUUACCCCUCCAAAGCUUUCUUCAGUAAAUGUAGCAUUCCUUGCUUGUAAAGAUUAUCUAAGUUGCCAGAAACUUCUACUGGAAGCCAAGAGGAAACUUGGGGAAAUUCUCUCUGCAUUUGAAUUUAUAGACAACCAGUCAUUCAAUGUGGUUCUGAAUCAUUUAGAAGGAGCCCGGAACCCAUUACCUCCCUCGAUGCAUAACUUUUAUGUUCUGAUUGAGACAACAGGAAGUGAUGAAUCUUAUGAUAAAGAGAAACUUGAAGCCUUCUUACUUCACUCAAUGGAAGGUGGUUUGGUAUCUGAUGGUGUUCUGGCACAAGAUAUAAACCAAGCAUCCUCAUUCUGGCAUAUUCGUGAGGGUAUACCUGAAUCAAUAAUGAAAGCAGGGGCUGUAUACAAAUAUGAUUUGUCAAUACCUGUUGAAAAGAUGUAUGAUCUUGUUGAGGAAAUGCGAGUACGGCUUGGUCAUUCAGCCAAAGUAAUGGGCUAUGGUCAUCUUGGAGAUUCCAACUUGCAUCUCAAUAUUUCAACACCACAGUAUGAUGAUGCUAUUUUAGCACAAAUUGAACCCUUUGUCUAUGAAUGGACAUCUAAACAUCAUGGGAGUAUUAGUGCAGAGCAUGGCAUGGGACUGAUGAAAGCUAAUAAGAUACACUACAGCAAGUCAGCUGAAACGGCAAGUCUCGUGCAACUAAUGGCUUCCAUCAAGAAGUUGCUAGAUCCUAAUGGGAUCCUCAACCCAUAUAAAGUUCUUCCAGGCUCCCUUGCUUCUUCCAGCUGAGGUACAGAACAUAACCCAAGACGCCUCUUCUCAUUCAUUAUGUUAAAUAAUAUUACUCUCUAAAGAGAGAUUUCACAGGAGCUUGUGAAAUUUAGAAUGUGUUGAAACAUAAGGAAAAGGAUAGUUUGAGACAUUCUGUCAGGAUUAAAUGUGACUUUGAUAUAUGACGAAGAAAUAAUAGUGCAAGAGGCAGAUGUACUCAUAUUUUCUUCAUUGGAAUUGCUAUGAUUAAAUAAUAUUAUUGUUUAAGGUACUAACUGCAGUA